AUUCACGUCUUCGAUAUAUGUUAAGUAACAACUGUCUUAACUUUCAUUAUAUCAUCGGUAUUUUUUGAAAUAAACUAAUCUGAUAAUGAUACUAUUAAUACUGCUUCUACGAGUAUUAAUCAUUAUAUAGAAGCAAAUCCCGCUGUUAUUAUCUGGUAACAUAGAGACUUGCGCUGAUUGGCUACUUUUAUUGUGCUUGGUUUAUUCCGAAGCAACCAUUCUUUACAUGUGACCACACCCUAAGAUGGUAGUUUAACAUAAAUUUCGUACUUUAUCUAUGCUCAGCUCAAAAUUGUCGUUUUUAAUAUUUAAGGGUUAUGUAUGUGUUUAUAGUAAAUAUAAAAUGUUUUAAAAAACAUUAAAAAUAGGAAAUCGUACGUUGAACAUAAAUAAAAUGUUUGAAAUAGAAGUAAUUAAUGAAGAGCAAAAAAACGUCAUUACGUUUGCUGCUGAAGAAGUAGAUACUAUAUGUCGAUCCUGCCUCAAUAAAGACGCAACUAUAAAUUUAUUUGAAAGUUCAUAUAAGGGGACACUUUUAUGUGAAAUAUUCCAUUCUUUAUUUGCACAGCUCAAUCAACGAGAUAGUUUACCUAGAAAUAUCUGUGACAAAUGUGUCGAUAUGCUUACACAAUUUUGUGCAUUUAAAGAACAAAUCAUACAAUCGCAAACCUUACUAGAAUUAUUUUUUGGAGACCCAACGAAAGUAGAUGAAUCAAUAAACAAAAAUAAUGUGAAGUUUAAUGAAGAGAAAUAUGCCUUUGACAAAUAUAGUGAUGAUAUAUAUGAUGUUGAUGAAAUGGAAGUGUUAGAAGUUAAUAAUUCACACAACAAAGCAGUUGCCCCUUACAAGGUACAUAAAGAAGAGAAGGACGACGUCAAAGAGGAAGUUGUUUAUGAUCCGGAUUUUGAAAGUGUUUUUUUGAAAGAGGUAAUUGUUGAACACAACGAAAUAACAGACGAGCCUGAAAUUAAACUCGAAGUAAAAGAGUACAUGUGUAGUUUUUGUGGUGAAAAAUUUUAUGAUGUUUCCAAGUACAGAAGACACAGACAAAUGGAAAUAUUUAGAAGGCGUGCGAAAAAGAUAUGCCAUAUUUGCAGCAAGGAAGUGCUUUCUUGUAAAUUACCAGAACAUUUAAAUUCCCAUGCAGAGAAAAAACCAUAUCCCUGUGAUUCUUGUAGCAUGAAAUUUUCAAGAAAAGAAAAUUUAGCCAGACACCAAUAUACACACACAGAAGUAAAACCUCAUAUGUGUCACAUAUGUGGGAAGGGUUUUAUUCAAGAACUGGCCUUUAACAAUCAUCUUCGUAAACAUAAUGAUAUAGCACCGCUUGUAUCCCAAUAUUGUGGAAGGAAAUUCACAAACAAACAAGCGUUUGAACGACAUUUAAAAUUACAUGAGAAAAAUCCAGAGAUGCGCUGUAAAGAAAGAAAAUGCACACAAAAAUAUGUAUAUUCAAAAUAUAUAUGUGAAUAUUGUGAAAAAGAGUUCAAGAACAAACAAAUUCUAGAUAUCCAUAUAAGAAGUCACACUGGUGAAACGCCAUAUGUAUGUUCAAUGUGUGAUAAAGGAUUUACAACAAAGCAAAUGUUGGAUUUUCAUAUAAGACGUCACACAGGGGAUAGGCCAUUCGUGUGCUCUAUUUGUGGAAGCAAGUUCAUCCAAAAUGCCCAUUUAAAAACUCACUUACACUUGCACAAAGGCGAAAAACCUUAUAGUUGUACCUACUGUGACAAAAAGUUUGCUCUGAAAGGCAACCUUGGUCAACAUAUUAAAACGCAUACAGGCGAUAGACCUUAUGUUUGUAACUUAUGUGGUAAAGGUUUCUGUACUGGGAGUAGUUUGAGGAAGCAUAAAACAAUCCACAAUAAAAAAUAGAUGAUUUUUUUACAAUAAAUUCUUCAUGUAC
Diorhabda carinulata is the source of this 1907-nucleotide messenger RNA. RefSeq names its product zinc finger protein 260-like. The transcript is spliced from 2 exons. Gene Ontology annotation, cellular component: nucleus. The coding region runs from base 395 to 1876 and encodes 493 amino acids. The record is from RefSeq and is a predicted model, not a curated record. NCBI's taxonomy places the organism in Eukaryota, Metazoa, Arthropoda, Insecta, Coleoptera, Chrysomelidae. Gene Ontology annotation, molecular function: zinc ion binding.